Molecule: messenger RNA, 1848 nt
Organism: Protopolystoma xenopodis
Lineage: Eukaryota; Metazoa; Platyhelminthes; Monogenea; Polystomatidea; Polystomatidae
Source: the annotation of a GenBank genome assembly
AAGCCACGCCUCGACAACAAGGUUGUUGAACAACAACAGCUUAUCGCACAGGUUAUAUUAAAAGAAAAGGAAGAUGAGCUUCUCAAAAGAAAACGCGAGCUUCCUCCUAGACUCAAAAAUGUUGACCGAUCCUCUCCUCUUUUGUUUGAAAUAUUUGCUAAUGGAUAUAGUGUGGUAAUAACAGAAUUCCGCCCAAAACCUCUUAAAAAAUCUGCGCCUUCUAUCACAGAUAGUCCCGUGCCUUCAAAUUGUUCUUCAUCCAUCCAGGGCCUCACUAGCACCCCAGUGGGCACUACUUCUGACCAGCUGUCGCCAGUUGAUGUAUGUGCUUCAAGAAAUCCGGAUGAUGAGGAUUAUGAUGAGAGCUCUACUCAAGGUAUCAAGGAUGCAUCUCUUCGUGUGGAAUCAAAACCCUUCUGUUUAUCUGAAGGUAGUUACUUGGGUAUCGACGAUUUUCGAAAAAAUGAUAGUUCAUGUUUUGAACUUCAUUCAACUCGAGUUCUACAUGCUGAUGAUACCAAAUCUAUUCCAUUCUCUAUUAUUUCUUCUUCUUUAGAGGUUAAACCUCAGUCGAAGCAAAUAAUUGACGUAUAUUCACUUGACUACAAAUUGCAAUGCAUAUCCGAUGACCUAACUUCGGCCACUUCUACUCAGGAUAUUGAAAAUAGAAUAGAAGAUCCUAGAUCUCCUCCCUUUGCCAGGGGGAAGAAUCCUCGACAUAAACGUCGAUGGGGCCGUCAAGAUUCCUUAAAUGAGCUAAGAUCAGAUUCAUCAGUUAGUGAUAAAGCACCGGCGAAAAAGCGUCCUAGACAGAGCAACUCCAUUAUUACUCUGGGAACUAAUGCUUACCAAGCAAGCAAAGAUAAAUCAGAGUUUACAGAAUUAAGAGGGGAGCAUAUUGAGGAUCAAUCAAUAGUUAAUCUUCACAAGAAUGAUUGUACAAAAUCCUCGUCUAUCGACUGUUCUGUUUCACCUCCAGCUUCAAUCUCCUCUGCUUUUUCCCAGGCAUCAUCCAGGUCCUCUAAAAUUGAUCAAACCAAUAAUGUAGCAGGCCUUAUCAGUAUCGUGAGUCAGAGUGAAAAUGAAGAAAUUGAAAAUACGAUGUCUGACGGUGCUGGCGAUUAUCAUCACUUUAAGGUUAGGCGCGAAAGCAGAAGAAAACGGGCAUCUUCUGAAGAAUCAUCCAGUGGACUUUCAGCUGCGACUACGUGUGAAACGAUGGCGCGAAAGCCUAGACAGUGUUUCUAUAGAAACCGCUCUGGUGCCAUGCGGGAUUCCAAAAACUUUGAAUCUAACAAUAAACGACUUAAUAUUCGCAAGUCCCGCCGGAUUAGCCCUGAGACGCACAGGUGCCACUCAAAACUGAACUCAUCCCAUAGUCUGAAAGAUUUAGCUGACAUUGAAGAUUCUUUUGAUCCUGAAUCAUCUAAGGUAAAAAGAUUGCCUUCUCAUUCUGAAUGUAAGAUCCAUUUACCUGCGCAGCCGAGCAAAGGGGUUCGAAGGCUACCCAAACAAGACUCUGGGAUUAACCAUGCAGGCGAUAACAUUAGGGCAGAAGAACCCGGGCCUGCUGCUAAGCCUACUCGAGAAAAACGAAAAAAACUUUCCGUUUCUUCCACCUCGCUUUCAUCUAAAUCGACUGAUAGGAUUACAACUUCUAACAUAUCUUUUGAUAAUAAAAGAACAGAUUGCUCAUUUACUUGGAUGACGUCUCUCGAUAUCGAAAAGGCUGGGUUUGAUUCUCCUUGUGAUCGUACUACGCUUUCCCCCGCCCGUUUUGGCUUAAUAAGUACUCCAUUUAGCUCAGAGGGAAAUCGUGAUCCGGGAUCCAAGCAAGAGAAGGUCAAC